AUGGAGAGAGCCAGGCCGGAGCCGCCGCCUCAGCCGCGCCAACUGCCGCGGGCGACCCCGCCGCGCCCGUUGCGCCCCGCUCCGCCCCCGCUGCCGGUCGAGGGUACCUCCUUUCGGACAGCAGCCGUCGAGGCCUCUCCGUCGCCGCCCGCCUUGUGUGCCGCUGCCAUUGCCACCGUGGCCUCGUCGUGCGGAGAGGCCCCGGCGUCGGGCGCACAGCCUGCAACACCAGCACGGCGGCUGCUGGAGGUGAAACCAGAGCAGGUGCUGCUGCUACCUCAGCCGCGGGACGAAGUCGCUGCUUCGCCCGCGCAGGCGCGAUUGCUGCAGCUGAGACCCGAGCUUCUGCCGCUGCAGCAGCCGCCCGCGUCCGAGGGCGCCCCCUGCAGGUCCGAAGUGCACCCGGUGCAGCCCCGAGCGCUGCACGUCAAGGCCGAGAAGCAGGAGCCCGGACCCGGCUUGGAACCGUCGGUGGGGCCUCGGAGGGUCGUCGAGGCGGGACCCAGGCCUUCCCGAGUGGCCAAAGUGGAAGGCCCCGGGUCAGCUCUCAACAGCCGCCGAGGGGACGAGAAGAAGGACAAGUUGGAGACGGAGGAGGUCAUGAGAGACGUGGGGAAAGGCGGUGAAGGCAAAAGCCUGGUGACCAUUAGAGAAGGAGUCAUCAAAACCGAGGAACCCGAGAGAUUCCGCGAGGACUGCAGGCUCAGCUCGGAGCCUGCGUCCAAUGGCUUGAUCCAUGGCAGCAAGGAAGUCAUCCUGGCCCAGCCAGCCAGUGGCUUUGGGUCGCACCAGCAAGACCUCAGGAUCCCUUUGACUCUCCACACCGUCCUCCCUGGGGCUCGGAUCCAAUUUCAGGGACCUCCACCUUCAGAGCUGAUAAGAUUGACCAAGGUUCCCCUGACACCAGUGCCUAUUAAAAUGCAGUCCUUACUGGAGCCUUCUGUAAAAAUUGAAACCAAAGAUGUCCCGCUCACCGUGCUUCCCUCAGAUGCAGGAAUACCAGAUACUCCCUUCAGUAAGGACAGAAAUGGUCAUGUGAAGCGACCCAUGAAUGCAUUUAUGGUUUGGGCAAGGAUCCACCGGCCAGCACUAGCCAAAGCUAACCCAGCAGCCAACAAUGCAGAAAUCAGUGUCCAGCUCGGGUUAGAGUGGAACAAACUUAGUGAAGAACAAAAGAAACCUUAUUAUGAUGAAGCACAAAAGAUAAAAGAAAAGCACAGAGAGGAAUUUCCUGGUUGGGUUUAUCAGCCUCGUCCAGGGAAGCGAAAACGCUUCCCUCUAAGUGUUUCCAAUGUAUUUUCUGGUACCACACAGAAUAUCAUCUCUACAAAUCCUACAACAAUUUAUCCUUAUCGCUCACCUACCUACUCGGUGGUUAUUCCCAGCCUGCAGAACACCAUCACUCAUCCAGUUGGUGAAGCCCCACCUGCCAUCCAGCUGCCCACACCUACAGUCCAGCGCCCAAGCCCCAUCACACUCUUCCAGCCCAGUGUCUCCAGUACUGCCCAGGUGGCUGUCCAGGCUCCAAGUCUGCCCCUCUGUCCAGCAGUCCCACCCCAGCGCUUUGCUGGGCCCUCCCAAACGGACACUCAUCGGCUGCAUUCUGGAACCAGUCAUUCUGUGAAGAGACCCACCCCUGUCUCUCUAGAGAGUACCAACAGGAUUCCAACUAGUGCAAGUACUGCCCAUGCCAGAUUUGCAACUUCUACCAUCCAACCUCCCAAGGAGUAUCCCAGUGUUUCGACUUGUCCCAGAAAUGCUCCAAUCCCCCAGGCUCCUCCCAUUCCACACUCACAUGUCUACCAGCCCCCUCCCCUGGGCCAUCCAGCCACACUGUUCGGGACACCACCGCGGUUCUCUUUUCAUCACCCCUACUUCUUACCUGGACCUCACUACUUCCCAUCAAGCACGUGCCCUUAUAGUCGUCCUCCCUUUGGCUAUGGAAAUUUUCCAAGUUCAAUGCCAGAAUGCCUUGGUUAUUAUGAAGACAGGUACCAAAAACAUGAGGCUAUGUUUUCGGCUUUAAAUAGAGACUAUCCUUUUAGAGACUACCCAGAUGAACGCACACACAGUGAAGACUCUCGGAGUUGUGAGAGCAUGGAUGGGACCUCUUACUAUAACAGUCAUAGCCACAGUGGGGAAGAAUACUUAAAUCCUAUGCCUCAGCUGGACAUUGGAGCCUUGGAGAAUGUCUUCACAGCCCCGACAUCAACUCCCUCUAGCAUCCAGCAAGUCAAUGUCACUGACAGUGAUGAGGAGGAAGAAGAAAAAGUGCUCAGGAAUUUAUAAUUUUAAAACAAAUAUGCACAGAAAAUAAACAUUUCUUAAAAUAUAUUUUGGGUCAGUUGGUGUGAGAAAAAAAGCCUAGAAUGCUUUGCUAAGAGUUUUCAGCCAUGAUUUGAGGAGUCAACACCAAAUGCAAUUUUUAUCUUCAUAAAGUUUUAAUUAGUGAAACUGGAGCCUUAAUGUUUCAUCAUAGGAAUAUGUAAGAUAUGAAGUAGUUUAUUUUUAUGGCUGAAAUUUGCAUCAACAUGUAUUAUCAUUACUUUAUUUUGUAACAUGCAAAAUACCAAAUCCUUGCAAGUGUUAAGUGAGGGGAAAGGGAGUGUAUAUCUGGCAUGACAAGUGUGAUUUGUAGUUUAUCUCAGAAUACAUUUAUUUAUCUUUCUUAUAUAAUUUUUGUUUGGUGUUUAUGUAAUACUUAUGGAUGUUGUCAGUUCUUAUGUAACAUUUUAAAAAUAUUUUGAUAACUUUUAGUGGUGAACAGGGACUCAGUUACUAAAUUUAAUUUACGCUAAUAACCAAUUAUAGGUUGCAAAUGUGUUUUAGUGGCACCUGGGUAAUUCCUUCAGAUAAAUUUAGUAAUUUCUGUUCCAAAACCUUUUCAUCAUCUUUUCUGAAUAUCUUUUUCCAUUUGAUAUACAUUGUUCUAUUUUUGUUACAAUUAAAUAAACAUAAAUAAAAUUGU
Trichechus manatus latirostris (Florida manatee) is the source of this 2968-nucleotide messenger RNA. It is a transcript of the gene SOX30, whose product is annotated as SRY-box transcription factor 30. Gene Ontology annotation, molecular function: sequence-specific double-stranded DNA binding; DNA-binding transcription factor activity, RNA polymerase II-specific. The transcript has 5 exons. The record is from RefSeq and is a predicted model, not a curated record. The coding region runs from base 1 to 2289 and encodes 762 amino acids. NCBI's taxonomy places the organism in Eukaryota, Metazoa, Chordata, Mammalia, Sirenia, Trichechidae. Gene Ontology annotation, biological process: regulation of transcription by RNA polymerase II. Gene Ontology annotation, cellular component: nucleus.